AUGUCGUAUGCUCAGCCUGGAGGGAAGAGGCAGAAAGUUCGUGAAGUAAGGGCGUCUGAAAACGUUGAUUAUUUUCAAGGCAUAGAGAAGGUAGAGUACAACAACAUGGCGACCUCUACAGACACGAACAGCUACCGUUACUACAACUCCAACGAGAGGGUACACUCCAGGAGUAUGGAGGAUUGGCUCAAAUACAGCGUUUCUUUUACGGAAUUUAGAUGCAAUGGUUCAGACAUCCAAGGUAGACCGAUUUUCAGCCGAUCCUGGGACGACAAUACCAACACAAUAGACAAUCACAAACGUUGCUUAAAAGCGUUCUACGAUUUCUGUACGAAACUCGGUAUCAAAUACUGGACAGCUUUCGAUUCGGAUUUGGUUCCACAGACAGAUAACUGGGAUGAGAAUAAAUCGAACUGGGAUGAAAUUGUUGAAUACAUUAUGGAAUUAUCUCAGAGAUGUCCAAUGAAAUUAUUGUGGUUGACGCCCGACUUGCAUUCACACCCGAGAUAUAUCUCAGGUGCUUGUACAAGUAACGAGGCAUCAACAUUCGUACAAGCCGCGACACAGAUAAAGAAAUGUUUAGAAAUGUCACAACGACUCAACGCCGAAUGUUUCCUUCUAUUGCCUUACAGAGAAGGCUACAAUGCUAUCUUCCAAACCGACGUUGCUAGAGAAAUAAAACUUUUCUCGAAACUUCUGAAAAUAACAGCCGAAUACAAAGACAGAUUAAACUACAAAUGUCAAUUGCUCAUUAUGCCAUAUUACAGUAAUUCUGGGAGAAAUUACGGUAGUUAUGGCAAUCUGAUGUGGCAGCCCAACGGAAAUUUGAACGGGGAUGUACUGUACCGUUAUAUGUGGGAUAUAACGAGUUGUUUGUACUUUUUAAAGUUUAACAAUUUGGAUCGUUAUUAUAAAGUCUGUACUCCGCCUGGACAUCAUAUGUAUAUGGCUGGAGUCUACAACAUGUUCGGUGGCGUCGUGAUAACGAAUCAGUUUGACCAGUGUGACAACAAAACCAUAACACUGAUGAUGAAGUGCAUCAUCGAUCAGGGUACAGCUCCCCCCGGUGGUAUAAACCUGAGACUAGUUCCGAAGCGCGACUGCGACCUACGUGACUUGAUGACGUCACAGGUGACGUAUAUCGACGCCAUCGCCAGGGGACUAAGGGUCGCCUGCAAUAUCAUCUCUGAACAAGUUUUCAUUAAGCAUAUUCAGCAACGCUAUGCGUCCUAUAACAGCGGCUUCGGUUCUCGUCUGUUGAGCAGCGACGUCUCUAUUGAGGAGUGCGAGGAGUUUUACAAAAAAAAUCAAGCGCAGGUCAGCGAAAUAAUGUGUACGAAAUCCGAACAUUACAACAUGGUGUUUCAACGAUAUCUAGAUACCUGUGACCAUGUUUGAUACACACAAAUGUAUCUGUUGGUGAAAAAUUAAUUAAUUUCUCUAUAUAGGUAUUUGUAACAAAAAAUGACUGUAAACUUUCAUGAUCAUAGACAAUUAUAUUCUAGGAUGAAAGUGAAACUGAUUCUAAUAAAAUUUCAGAUAG
Messenger RNA from Melitaea cinxia (Glanville fritillary), 1543 nucleotides. Its product is annotated as xylose isomerase-like. Gene Ontology annotation, molecular function: xylose isomerase activity. Bases 1 to 1398 code for a protein of 465 amino acids. The record is from RefSeq and is a predicted model, not a curated record. Gene Ontology annotation, biological process: carbohydrate metabolic process. The transcript is spliced from 8 exons. Lineage: Eukaryota; Metazoa; Arthropoda; Insecta; Lepidoptera; Nymphalidae.